UCUUGGCUAAAACAUUAGUUGUUUGGUCUCUAAAAUGCCUGAAAAUAGUGAAAAAUGCUGAUUAGUGUCUCCCAAAUCUCAAGGUGACAUUCUCAAAUGUGUGUUUAUUUUUAAAAACUUCCCACACUGAUUAAUUGACAGUGAAUUCAAUAUUUAAUUUGUUGAAUAAUCAUUACAGGUUUUCACAAUAAAACAAAGUACUAGUAACGAUACUUCUGCUGUCAAGACAAAUUCAGAUUUAUUUAUUAUUAUUGAUUUUUUUAUUAUCUUGUGGGUUUCAUAUUUCAUAUAGCAACUGGAAUUUUUGUUUAUUUCUUGACAAAAAUUGUUUACAGUCCAGAAUAUAACACCACAUAUCCAACAGUAGGUGGCGGUCGUGCUCCGACUGAGUGCACCACAUUUAAAACAGGAGAGGAAGAACGCGGGCGGUGCUGGUGGUGCUGGUUACGUAGCGGAGGGAAAUCCAAAAUACAGCCGCCGAGGUGUAGCUGGAAGUUAAAUUAAGCUAGACAGCGACAGAACAGUCGAAAGUAACUGGCACAAAGUAAGUGAAUACACUUUUAUACUGAGCAAACAACAUCUCAAUUUAAUGUUACUGCAGUAUUUUGAACUUUGAAGUUAUACGAGCUUAUUUUCAGGUUCGACGUUAACAGCUGAAGACGUUAGCUUAAUAUCGUAGGAGGCAGCUUGAGGGUGGAUUAACAAGUACUUGCACCUGUUUCAGAUGUAUCUGUUUCCUGGGUCCAGUCUACCCCUAACCUGGUCUUCAUGCAGUGACCAAAUUAAACCAAAACGCUAAAACACAUUCAACAUGGAGACCUGUGUUUACUUGUAGAACGUUGACGUUCGUCUUCGUGUUGCAGAAUGCAGAGAGCUUCCCGUUUGAAGCGUGAACUUCAGAUGCUGAGCACCGAGCCCCCUCCCGGGAUAACAUGCUGGCAGACCGAGGAACGGAUAGACGACCUCCGGGCACAGAUAGUGGGCGGAACAGGAACUCCUUAUGAAGGAGGUCUCUUUUCCUUGGAGGUUAAAAUUCCUGAGAGGUACCCAUUUGAGCCUCCCAAAAUACGAUUCCUGACCCCAGUCUACCACCCAAACAUUGAUAAUUCAGGACGUAUCUGCCAUGAUGCUCUCAAACUCCCACCAAAGGGUGCCUGGAAGCCAUCUCUAAACAUCUCCACAGUUCUCACUUCCAUUCAGCUGCUCAUGGCUGAGCCCAAUCCAGACGAUCCACUGAUGGCUGAUAUAUCAUCAGAGUUCAAAUACAACAAACACCUGUUCACGGAGAAGGCCAGGAAGUGGACACAGGAACAUGCUGCUCAGAAGAACACUGGAGUUGUGGAGGACAACAAAGAAAAUACUCAAGAUCAGAAAGUGUCGUCCCGAAAACGAGAGUCACUCAGCGCACAGCCAGGGGCAGAAGAGCCAUCAAAGAAAGCAUGUCUGUAGUUUCCACCUCACUUGUUAGAGCCACAGGUAUCUCUUCACAAACCUCCAUGCCUUAUAUACUUUACAGAUUUUAAAGGUUUUAUUUUUUUUUAUGUAGGGCUAAUACCAUUUUCGUUAUCUGUGUGAAUGGAAAGGUGGAUUUUAAAAUCUACAUUUUUGUGUGUAUAUGUUGUAAUAUUAAAGUUGAACUUUAUUAAUGCAUUA
Molecule: messenger RNA, 1653 nt
Organism: Acanthochromis polyacanthus (spiny chromis)
Lineage: Eukaryota; Metazoa; Chordata; Actinopteri; Pomacentridae
Gene: ube2t
Product: ubiquitin-conjugating enzyme E2T (putative)
Exons: 6
Coding region: 865-1449 (194 amino acids)
Source: RefSeq, a predicted model, not a curated record